AUGGGCCGUCGCAGAGGAGAGCCGCCCAGCUUGGAAAACUAUCUACACCGCCGGUUGGGCAAGCAAGUAUGCGCCAGCGCGACUUCGCGCCGGGCUGUGCCCGUUGUUGACAACACAGCCAAUCGAGUGCCAGGUCGGGCAGCCAUGGAGGGUGCUGAGAUGGAGGGGUCAGAAGCUGGUGGUUGUUGUUGUUGUCGUGCCGAAAGCGCCCGACUCGCAGCCCACAUGUUUGUCCCGAGGGCCCACUUUUCCAACCCUGCCUCCCCAAAGGCUCGGCACAUGCCAGAGCCCACCGAGGCCAGUUCCGACUCUCGGGCAGUGCCCGGAGCCGGCAAAACACCCUCCAGGGAGCCCAUCCCAAGUGAUCGGCCCCUCCCAUCCAGGUUUCUGGGUUUUCGUGCUCUACAGGGCCGAUGA
This is a messenger RNA of Microdochium trichocladiopsis, 417 nucleotides long. RefSeq lists its product as uncharacterized. Bases 1 to 417 code for a protein of 138 amino acids. The transcript has a single exon. The record is from RefSeq and is a predicted model, not a curated record. NCBI's taxonomy places the organism in Eukaryota, Fungi, Ascomycota, Sordariomycetes, Xylariales, Microdochiaceae.